UAAUUCACUUGGAGACUCACGUAUCAUCAAAACAAUGCCUUCCGGAAAGCCAUCCUACAAAGUCGCCGAUAUGACGUUGGCCGACUUCGGUCGUAUGGAAAUCACAUUGGCCGAAGAGGAAAUGCCCGGUCUGAUGGCAAUGAGAUCCAAAUAUGGACCUGUGAAACCGUUGAAGGGAGCACGUAUUGCCGGAUGCUUGCAUAUGACCGUUCAAACGGCCGUUCUCAUUGAAACUCUUCUCGAACUUGGGGCU
Messenger RNA from Anisakis simplex (herring worm), 253 nucleotides. The record is from the annotation of a GenBank genome assembly. NCBI's taxonomy places the organism in Eukaryota, Metazoa, Nematoda, Chromadorea, Rhabditida, Anisakidae.